This is a messenger RNA of Aspergillus versicolor CBS 583.65, 1422 nucleotides long. RefSeq names its product WD repeat protein. Gene Ontology annotation, biological process: protein polyubiquitination; proteasome-mediated ubiquitin-dependent protein catabolic process; transcription-coupled nucleotide-excision repair. Lineage: Eukaryota; Fungi; Ascomycota; Eurotiomycetes; Eurotiales; Aspergillaceae. The coding region runs from base 1 to 1422 and encodes 473 amino acids. The record is from RefSeq and is a predicted model, not a curated record. The transcript has a single exon. Gene Ontology annotation, cellular component: Cul4A-RING E3 ubiquitin ligase complex; nucleotide-excision repair complex. Gene Ontology annotation, molecular function: protein binding.
AUGAAUGCAUAUCUCCUCAAUCGGGCCGUCGGGUCCAUUCCGCCAUCCACAUUCCACUCCGCGCAGUCAAUCCGCCUGCUUCACGCCCUUGAACCCGCCCCCGGGAUCCGCUUCUCCAGCACCAACUCCCAGUCCGCGAACGACGAAGGACGCGAUACCAGCCCCGACGAGGUUUUCGCACACAGAGCUGGCGCGAACGUGCUAGCCAUAGACCAUUAUGAAGGCCGCUUCAUGGUCUCUGGUGGUGCCGACCCGUCGAUUCACCUGUGGGAUUUGGAGACGAGAGCCGCCGAGCUGAGUUACACGCACGAGCCCGUUGCCUCUAUCUCCAGGUUCUCCCACGACGACGCGCAUACGCACGCCAUUACAUCUGCCUCCAUAUACCCCUUCGAUCCCACCCCGUCUACAAUCCUCACCACCUCCCACGACGGAACUCUGAAGCUCUCGGCGCUGGAACCGGCAGCAAUCACCCCUGUUCAUACAUUUAAGCUCGACUGUACCCCCUACACCCAUUCAUUGUCCUCGCAUCCCGGUUCUCCUCUACUCGUCGCUGUUGGAACAUCCGAAAAACCGGUUCGAUUGCUCGACCUCCGCUCCGGGUUGUCUACGCAUGGUCUCCCUGGUCACAGCUCAGGUGUCCUCUCCGUGUCCUGGGCUCCCCAUCGUCCACACAUCCUCGCUUCGGCUUCCACCGAUAACCGCGUCAUCCUAUUCGAUAUCCGUCGCGCGGGACACAACGCCGCGAUUGCGACCCUUGACAUGGACGACGCGGUGGGCCUCGUUCCAUCCCAGAACACCCCGGGCUCGUAUCAUAGCCGCCCCGCAUUUUUGCCCCAUGCUCGAGCGCACAAUGGAGCCGUGACGGGGGUGCGAUGGACUUCAGAUGGAACAUACCUGGUAACCGCCGGUCAGGACGCGCGGAUUCGUGUAUGGGAAGCUGCAACGGGUGCCAACACGCUUGUCCAUUUCGGCCCGCGCAUUCAAAACACUUCCUCUGCGCACUUGGCCGAAAGGGCGCCGUUGAUUGUACCCCAUCGCCAUAUGGGUUUCGGCCAUGAAACGCUACUCUGGGCAAAUUACAGCGACUCGGAAGACCGAGGUGAAAUAUUCCUCCUGGGCCUGCGCGAGGGGUCCUUUAUCAAGCGUCUCCGAGUCCCGGGCCUUAUGGCGCGCAGAACUCACGCGCAGGGGCGCUCCAACGCGCUCAGCGCCGCGCGUAUUAACUCAUUGGCAUGGCGAGGGAAUGGUGCGUCUGGCGAGGGCAUCGAGGUCUUUUCAGCGCAUGGCGACGGGACACUGAGGACGUGGGUUUCGCGAGAAUCAGAAGAGGCGCCAACUGAAGCUGAAGAGAUGGAGCAGGCUGACCGCAAGCGUAAACGGGAUGUACUCGAAGAGAUCUACCAGGGCUUCAUGUCAGUCUAG